Molecule: messenger RNA, 2958 nt
Organism: Rhododendron vialii
Lineage: Eukaryota; Viridiplantae; Streptophyta; Magnoliopsida; Ericales; Ericaceae
Exons: 2
Coding region: 161-2689 (842 amino acids)
Source: RefSeq, a predicted model, not a curated record
AUAGAGUCCAAACUCAUCAACCUCCUCCGGCACGGAAUCGCGAGAACUCUCACUUUUCGCCCUACCCCGCAAAAGUCUCUCUCUCUCUCUCUCUCUCUCUCUCUCUCUCUCUCCAAACAGAAAAUCAAAAGAAAUCAGCGAUUCAAACUAGGGUUUGUUGAUGUCUGUGGGAUUUGGAGACAUAGACCUUAACUCCGACGUCGGGAACGGCGGGGUCCAUGGGGUUGACGCGCCGGAAUCAACCGUUGGAUUCGAUGGUCGGGAUGGCGAGGGUUUAGGCUCUGCAGAGAAGGCAAACGGUACGGGAGCGGAGAUGGGGCGUUUAGAGAGAGAGAGCGAUGAGAAAUUGGUUGGUGGGGGAGUUGGAGGUCAAAUUGGGGUAAAUGAUAGUGCAAUUGGUUUGGGCUUAAAUUGUAAUCUCCAGGAUAUUGAUAGGUUUCAUGGGGUUUCUACGUGUUCUGGUCAAAAUAAUGAAGGUUUGGGGAAGAAUUGUAGUGUGUCUACGUGUUCUGGACAAAAUAAUGACGGUUUGGAGAAGAAUUGUAUUGUAUUUUCCGAGGGAACAGUUGUAGACAGAGGCGGAAAAAGUAUUUAUGUUGCUGCGGUGUCUGGUGAAGACAUUGAGAUUGAAAAUGUUAAACAGGGGUCCCAAAUGAAGGAGUUUCAGACUGAAAAAGGUCAAUUUCGCAUGUCUGAUUUAGUCUGGGCCAAAGUAAAGAGCCAUCCGUGGUGGCCGGGACAGAUAUUUGAUCCGUCUGAUGCAUCAGAGAAGGCAAGGAGAUAUUCUAAAAAGGAUGGGUUUUUGAUAGCAUUUUUCGGGGACAAGACAUUUGCUUGGAACGAGGCGCCACUGAUGAAGCCAUUUCAGAUGCAUUUCUCUCAAAUGGAGAAGCAGGGUAGCACGGAAGCUUUUUCUCAUGCUGUGAAUUGUGCUUUGGAAGAGGUCUCAAGACGAGUGGAGUUUGGACUUGGUUGUUCAUGUUUAUCACCAGAGGUCUAUGAUAAGAUCAAAACCCAGAUUGUUGUUAAUUCCGGUAUCCACGAAGAAUCAAGUAGAAGAGAUGGUGGGGAUGAAAGUUCAAGUGCCGCUUCCUUUAUGCCUGUGAACCUACUGCAAAAUGUGAAAACUGUAGCACAAUAUCCAUAUGGUGAAAUUGAUAGAUUGGAAUCUGUCACAGCACGAGCCCAGUUGUUAGCCAUCAGCCGUUGGAGGGGUUUUUAUUGCUUGCCUGAGUUUCAAAUGCUUGGUGGUGGGUGGUUGGAGGAUGGGGCUGACAUUCCUGUAAUUGGUGAAAGCAAGUAUUCUGAGGAUUCAGUUUGUGUCGAUGAGCAAUUAUUGCCUUUGAGAAAAGGAAAGUUGGUUAGUCAAGAUACUUCUUCACGGAAGCGUAAGAUAUCUGGUGCUGGUGUGUCCUCGAGCAAAAAAGAGAGAUGCUUGUCCGACUUGAUGUCUAGGAGCCACUCGAAUUUGUCAAAUGGCAUGGGUGAACAGGAGGUGAAAGUAGGCAGGUAUUUGAAUUCUUCGUCUUUUGUUAAGAAACGCAAAGCACUUGAUUCUGUGCCUGAUGUCUCAGGGGUGGAAAAUAAGAAAGUUUCUCCGUUGACCAAAAAGCAGUUUCCGGGAGUUGGGGAAAGCAUGUGUAGGGUUGCAAACCAACUAGCUAUUUCAAGUCUAAUUGUUAAGGAUGGCUCUGGGAGUAACAAAGGUGGCAGCAAAAGAUCUUCUAGGAGUAAUUCCGAGAAAUCCCAAAGAAGAAAGGUCAUUCCAACAGAGCACUCUUCGCCAGAUGAGAUGCUCUUACAAAUCUACAUGGCUUCCAGAGAUCCUGUGAAAGGGUACAACUUCUUGGCUUCCAGUGUUGUUUUUUUGAGUGAGUUUAGGAACUCAUUUUGCCUGGAGAAAUCUACUUCACGAGGAGACAAGAAACCAACUGGGAAAGUAACUAGCAAGAAGAGUGGGAAAAACUUCCGUGACGUAGGAACUACAGAAACACCAGGGUUUGGGGGAACGGAAGACUCUUAUUGGACUGACAUGAUUGUUCAAAGUAACACUGAAGAGCAAGUGUUAUUUGAACCCGAGAUUCCAAAGGAAAAUGGUAGCCCUACUGUCGUAACAGAAGCUACUCUCGAGUCAGGUCAAGGAUUGGAGUUGAAACAGGAAACAGAGGUAAUUAACCCUAAAGCGGGUAUAAUGCCAGAAGGUGAGGAAGGUCAAGGAUUGGUGUUGAAACAGGAAACUGAGGUUAUUAACCCCGAAGCGGGUAUAACACCAGAAGGUGAGGAAGGUCAAGGAUUGGUGUUGAAACAGGAAAUUGAGGUUAUUAACCCCGAAGCGGGUAUAAAGCCAGAAGGUGAGGAAGAAUACACUCCAACUGCAUUAAAACUGAACUUUGCAGACUUGGAGUCAGUUCCUUCAGAAUCGAAUCUCAAUGCUAUAUUUAGCCGCUACGGAGCUUUGAUUGAAUCAGACACUGAGGUGCUGAAGAAGAGCAAACGUGCGAAAGUGGUCUUCAAGAGGCGUUCUGAUGCUGAAACUGCUUUCAGCAGUUCUGGAAAAUUCAGCACUUUUGGGCCUUCACUAGUCAGUUACCGCCUCCUUUACUUGCCUUCUACACCGCGCAAAAGUCCUACUUCAGCCACAAAGCGAAGCAAAAAGGGUGCAACAUCUGUUGAAGGCAAUGGUGCUUGAUAGUUGCUGCGAAUUGCUUUAGGUACGAAUAUUGUCCAUUUGAAAACUCAUCGUCCCCGUGGUUGGUUUUAUUACUGGAAAAUAAUUGCACGCAAAUAGUUAGGACUGAGCACUGUACUUAGCCACUCUUGGCAUUCCUUAGAACACUAACCCAUGUUAUUAAUUUGGUUCACUGUAAGGAGUAGUUUGAGAUUUUCAGUUGUGCAUUUGUAUUUUGUAAAUCUUUUCUAGCCUUGCAGAUUUUAUUGACCUUCAGAUUGAGAAAUUCA